CGCGCCUAUAAAUUGAGGAGGUACUCACCGCCUCUGAGUGCACACAUACUCCAUCAGCGAGAGAGAGAGAGAGAGAGAGAGAGAGAGAGAGAUGGCAACACCCACAGUCUCAUUCCCGGUGGUCAACAUGGAGAAGCUGGAGAGCGAGGAGAAGGGAGCGGCCAUGGAGGUCAUCCGCGACGCCUGCGAGAACUGGGGCUUCUUCGAGCUUCUGAACCAUGGCAUCUCGCACGAGCUGAUGGACGAGGUGGAGCGGCUGACCAAGGCGCACUACACCAACUGCCGGGAGCACAAGUUCCAGGAGUUCGCGCGGCAGACGCUGGAGGCCGGCGAGAAGGGCGCAGAAGUGAAGGACGUCGACUGGGAGAGCACCUUCUUUGUUCGCCACCUCCCCGUCUCCAACGCCGCCGACCUCCCCGACCUCGACGACCACUACAGGCAAGUGAUGAAGGAAUUCGCAUCGGAGAUAGAGAAGCUGGCGGAGAAACUGCUGGAUCUGCUGUGCGAGAACCUGGGCCUGGAGAAGGGGUACCUGAAGAAGGCCUUCGCGGGAUCCAAAGGCCCAACGUUCGGCACCAAGGUGAGCGCCUACCCGCCGUGCCCGCGCCAGGACCUCGUCGACGGCCUUCGCGCGCACACCGACGCCGGCGGCAUCAUCCUGCUGUUCCAGGACGACCAGGUGAGCGGACUCCAGCUGCUCAAGGACGGGGAGUGGGUGGACGUGCCGCCCGUGCGCCACGCCAUCGUCGUCAACAUCGGCGACCAGCUAGAGGUGAUCACCAACGGGCGGUACAAGAGCGUGAUGCAUCGCGUCCUGACGCGCCCCAACGGGAACCGCAUGUCCAUUGCGUCGUUCUACAACCCGGGCGGCGACGCCGUCAUCUUCCCGGCCCCCGCGCUCCUCGCCGCCGAGGAGGAGCGCGCCGAGAGCGGCGGCGGCCGGCAGACGUACCCGAGGUUCGUGUUCGAGGAUUACAUGAACCUGUACGUGCGGACCAAGUUCCAGGCCAAGGAGCCCCGGUUCGAGGCCAUGAAGUCGCCCAUAGCCUCCGCGUAAUAUCAAGUGCCUUGGCGCGUAGUGGCUGCGUGCAUGAGCCGGACAUCGUGAGAUGCAUGCUUGAGCUUGAACAGUGUUGAUCUGGUAUUGUAUACGGUAGAUUGCCGGCACUGCACGAGUUUGUAUGUGUGUAUCGAUGCGUGAGGUCUGAGGUGUGGUGUAUUGUAUCGUAUUGCUUGUGUCUCAGAUCUAUUUGUGCGUAUAUUUUGCAUGAAGUGUGUAACCUCUAAAUCUCUAAUGUUUGAAUAACGCGUACGUGA
Molecule: messenger RNA, 1317 nt
Organism: Phragmites australis (common reed)
Lineage: Eukaryota; Viridiplantae; Streptophyta; Magnoliopsida; Poales; Poaceae
Product: 1-aminocyclopropane-1-carboxylate oxidase-like
Exons: 3
Coding region: 92-1057 (321 amino acids)
Source: RefSeq, a predicted model, not a curated record